GUUUCAAUCCUCCUGUAGCUGAAACCCAGCUUCUGAGCUCUGAGAUGAGUGCCACAAAGGCUUCCCUCCCUAUGCUCAGUACCACAGACAGCCUGCAGGAAGGAGAAAUGGGUAAAAAACUUGAAGUAAAAUGUCACAGAAUUGUCUCCUCUGAGUCUCCUGCUAAGCUUUACUGUUGCUAUGGAGUGAUCACGGUCCUCACUGUAGCUGUAGUUGCUCUUUCUGCUGCUUUGUCAGUAAGAAAGACAGAACAGAUCUCAAUCAAAAAGAUGGAUACUCUUUGCCCCAGCAACUGGAUUGGAGUUGGAAAUAAAUGUUUUUAUUUUUCUGAAUACUCAAGUAACUGGACAUCCAGCCAGGACUUCUGCAUGGCACAAGGGGCCCAACUAGCUCGAAUUGACAGCCUGGAGGAGCUGAAUUUCCUAAGGAGAUACAAGGGGAUUUUUGACCACUGGAUCGGCCUGCACCGAGAGUCAUCAGAGCACCCUUGGAAGUGGACAGAUAACACUGAGUAUAACAAGUUGGUUCCCAUCCAGGGAGUGGAAAACUACGCAUACCUGAACAGUCACGGUCUCAACAGUGCCAGGGUCUAUGUAAAUCGCAGGUGGAUUUGUAGCAAGCUCAACAGCUAUAGCCUCCACUGUCAAACUCCCCUUUCUCCUUUCUAACAUUUAACAAGAGAAGCUUCUUAGCCUGUUAUCUAUGGGUGCUACUCUUUACCCUAUGGCUCCACAUUGCUAUCAAAACAAAUUAAGAGUAUUUUCUAACAUCACAAGUGAAAACCAUCUUGGAGAGCUGCACAUACAGGGGAUUACAAGAACAUAGAUGAGUCUAAAAUAGAUGCUGGCACUCAUACCUUAAGCCUAAAGUACAACUAAUGUUCAUGAGCCCCACUUUUGUGUUAUGAAGUUUUUGUGCAGAGAAGUCCUUCUUUUGAAUUUAUGAGACCACAAAAAUAAGUCCCCCAACAUGCAUGUGACCUUUAAUAAUGAAAGCAAAAUGGCUGGGAUAGUGACAUGCAUCUGUAAUCCCAGCUAUGUAAGG
This is a messenger RNA of Arvicanthis niloticus (Nile rat), 1044 nucleotides long. The record is from RefSeq and is a predicted model, not a curated record. NCBI's taxonomy places the organism in Eukaryota, Metazoa, Chordata, Mammalia, Rodentia, Muridae.